Molecule: messenger RNA, 8085 nt
Organism: Phyllopteryx taeniolatus (common seadragon)
Lineage: Eukaryota; Metazoa; Chordata; Actinopteri; Syngnathiformes; Syngnathidae
Gene: unc5db
Product: unc-5 netrin receptor Db
Exons: 17
Coding region: 156-2981 (941 amino acids)
Biological process (GO): netrin-activated signaling pathway
Cellular component (GO): membrane
Molecular function (GO): netrin receptor activity; protein binding
Source: RefSeq, a predicted model, not a curated record
AAGAUGCUUUUUCUCUUUCCUGCAGCUGUUCAGCCCUUACGCUCAUUUCUUUUCUCUCAGCACCACAAAGGCGACACUUGCCGGCUUUACAGACGGAACGGACGGAGUUGAUCAUUUAUCAUCACUCGCCGAACUGUGGACCACCCCGCGUCGGUAUGGGUGCGCUGAAUAAAGGACGCAACGUUUAUACUGCGGCUCUUCUACUUUGUGUUUAUUGCACGUCAUCCGUCAUCUCCAAAGGUGCUACAGGGGAUGCUCAGCCAGGCAUCCAACCCGCAGUGCAGAGCACCCUGCCGCACUUCAUUCAGGAGCCAGAGGACGCCUACAUAAUCAAGAGCAAUCCCAUUAAACUGCGCUGUCGAGCCACACCUGCCUUGCAGAUCUUCUUUAAAUGCAAUGGAGAAUGGGUUCACCAGAAUGAGCACUUCUCCCAUGAGUAUAAGGACCUCAACACUGGACUCAAGGUGCGAGAGGUGAUGAUCAACGUGUCCCGUCAGCAGGUAGAGGAUUUCCAUGGCCCAGAAGACUUCUGGUGUCUCUGUGUGGCGUGGAGUCACCUAGGUACCUCCAAGAGUCGCAAGGCUACUGUUCGCAUUGCCUACCUGAGAAAAAACUUUGAGCAGGACCCCCAGGGGAAGGAAGUGCCAAUCAAUGGGAUGAUCGUUCUGCACUGUCGCCCUCCAGAGGGAGUGCCUGUGGCAGAGGUGGAAUGGUUGAAGAAUGAAGAGGUGGUCAAUUCCCAAACUGACGACAACAUCGACACUAGGGCAGACCACAACCUCAUCAUUAAUGAGGCUCGUCUCUCGGACUCGGGCAACUACACCUGCAUGGCCAGCAACAUUGUGGCCAAGAGACGCAGUACUACAGCCACUGUGACAGUCUUUGUUAAUGGCGGCUGGUCCCUGUGGACAGAGUGGUCACCUUGUAACGUGCCAUGUGGGCGAGGUGUGCAGAAGAGAUCGCGUACCUGUACCAACCCAGCACCGCUGAACGGUGGAGCUUUCUGCGAGGGAAUGUCUGUGCAGAAGAUAUCAUGCAACGCCCCAUGUCCAAUCGAUGGAGGCUGGGGUGAAUGGAGUGAAUGGACCAUAUGCAGCAGCCAGUGUGAAAGACAGCGAAGUCGAGAGUGCAACUCCCCAGCACCCAAACACAGAGGCAAGAUGUGUGAUGGGAGCUCAGAGCCCACUGAGAACUGCACAGAUGGACAGUGUACCCAGAAUCGAAAGCUGCUACAUGAUGUUAAACCUCAAAGUGUGGACAGUUCCAAUGACGUGGCUCUGUACUCUGGCUUGGGAGCUGGUAUUAUUGCCGUGGGUAUUCUGGUAGUGGCUGUCAUGCUGUACAGGAAGAACCAGAGCGAGUAUGGCGUAGAUGUCAUUGAUUCCUCUGCGCUUGCCGGAGGGUUUCAGUCUUUUAACUUCAAGACCACCAGACAAGGAAACCCCUUACUUCUCAACUCCACUAUUCCGCCAGACUUAACUGUGGGACGCACCUAUAGCACUUCCCUGUGCUUCCAGGACGGUGCAGACAAAGAGCUUUUUGACCCCUUGCCAGACAUCAAAGUGAAAGUGCAGAGCUCAUUCAUGGUCUAUGGUGUGGUGGAGCGGUCCGAGCUCCAUGCCAAAGCCCCCGUUGAGACUUUCCCACGGGACCUGAGCCGGGAUUACUGCAGCUCAAUGGACAGACGCAAUAAAGGUCUACUCACCUUCAAUGGACCUUUGAGCAUCAGUAAAGAGCAGCUGAGGACUACUGGUGUGUUUGGUCUGCCUGGAGGACGGCUGGUGCUGCCGAACACUGGAGUCAGCCUGCUGGUGCCUCAUGGAGCUGUGGCUGAAAAUAUGUCCUGGGAGAUGUACAUGGUGAUCAGUCUGGGAGAGGCAAGUGUCAGUACUCUGGAAGGCUGUGAAAUCCUCCUGAGCCCCGAGGUGAUGUAUGGUCCUCCCGGUCUGGACCUAUCCUGCCCAGUGGCCAUGACCCUGGCUCACUGUGCUGAGGUAGACUCUGAGAACUGGAACAUUCAGCUCAAGAGGAGGACCCAGGGCAAUAAAUGGGAGGAGGUGAUGUUGGUGGAGGAUGAGUCUACUUCAUGUUACUGCCUAAUGGACUCGACAAGCUGCCACUUGCUGCUCAACCAGCCAGGUUCCUACGCCCUCGUGGGCGAGCCCCUGACACAGGCUGCCAUCAAGAGGCUAAAGCUGGCUGUGUUUGGGAACAUGGAGGGUACUUCUAUGAACUACAGCCUGCGGGUGUACUGUGUGGAUGAUACGCCACAUGCCUUUCAGGGAGUGGUGGCAGCAGAGAAGAGUAGAGGGGGUCAGCUUCUCGAGGAGCCAAAGAUGUUGCCUUUUCGAGCGAACACCUUCAGCCUGCAGGUGUCUAUCCAGGAUGUCCCCCAGUUCCUGUGGAGCAUCAAACCCUUUACCACCUGUCAGGAAUUCUCCUUCCCUCAAGUGUGGUGCAGCAACCGGCAGCCUCUGCACUGUGCCUUCUCUCUGGAGAGAUACAGCCCAGGCACCACGCAGCUCUCCUGCAAAAUCAGCGUGCGGCAGGUCAAAGGCCAUGAACAGAUUCUGCAGGUUUACACAGCUGUUGGCAAGACUGAAAAGGAAUUGGUUCCAAUUUUCAUGCAGACAGACUGCACCAUCACCUCUCAGACGGGGCCCAAGGCUUUCAAAAUCCCCUUAUCCAUCCGCCAGAGGAUUUGCGCCACCUUUGACACUGCCAACGCCAAGGGCAAGGACUGGCAACUCUUAGCCCACAAACUCCACUUAGAUCGAAACCUUGCUUAUUUUGCAAAGCAGCAGAGUCCCUCAGCCGUCAUACUGUGCCUAUGGGAGGCUCGCCACCAGGACACGGCUGACCUUGACUCUCUUGCCAGUGCCCUUGAGGAAAUUGGCAAGAUUCACCCCAAAAGUUCCCCCAGGGAUCAGGAUGAGCAGGAGACUGACUUGAAUCAAAUACAGGAGAGCAGUCUGAGAUGAAUCUCCACAUUUGCAAAUCAUAAGGCAGAAGGUUCAGCAUCUCAAUAUCCAGGCUGAAGGAAGAACAUCAACCUGUCUUGAGUACACACAAUGAAGUGUGGUGGUGUGGCGCAAUGUGUCAAUGUAGACACAAUGAUCUGUCUCAACAGGGAGAGAUUCGGCUUUACCUGCUGUGGAUUCUAUUACUACUGUCCUCUUUAUUAAGCAGCCUACUACCGCUACUGCUAAUCAACUUCACUUUGUUUUUUGUUUACAACUUAAUUUUAUGUAUUCCGUCCUAGUGGAUUGGUGGGAGAGACAGAUAUUGUGUGUCUAGUAGUUUUUGAUUUGCCGUGAGAACAAACGCGAUAUCCACCCUAGUAUUGGCAGAAGAUACUAAUUGCAUACAGUAAAUGUUGUAUUUGUGAAAAUUCAAGGAAUUGGAUCAUAUUCAUCUCUUAAAACUGUCCUGAAGAUCUAGUUCUAUUUUCAGACUUUGAGCAUAAUAUAUGUUGUAUGAUAAAAUUAUGGUAUACUUUCCAUCAUCUACACCAGAGGUGUCAAACUCAAGGCCCGGGAGCCAGAUCCGGCCCGCCACUUGAUUUUAUGUGGCCCGCGAAGGAAAAUAAUGUGUGUCAACUUCCAUGAUUCUUGUUAAAAUCUGCAACGAAAUUUCAAAUGGUCAUAUAUCAUAAGUGAUAAUGUUGAGAUACUGCAAGCAUUUUUGUGUUACCAAACAUGAACAACAGUUGAAAAACCCAUUACCAUUGAUUUCUGAUUCCAAAACUAUUUCAUAAAUUUCGCGUGUAAAUAUGAUGAAGCCGAUUAAAGAUUUUUAUGGUUUCACAGUCAUAAUGGCCCUCUGAGGGAAACCAUAACUACAAUAUGGUCUGCGACAAAAAAGAGUUUGACACCUCUGAUCUACACUAUGACAGCAUGGUUAGAGAGUGACUGCCUGACAUUCUCGCAUUGUCCAGUGGUUGAGUGAUUGCAUAUCGCGUUUUUACAGUUUUUUUCACUGCCUGAAAAAGGGAGCUGUCGGGGCUGCAUGACUGUGGCUUAUCAACCAAUUACACCGUUAAGAGCUGUCAUGUUGACUUCACAUGAGCACACCAAACAAAAUUCCAUGCAUCUCCAUUUUACUGGGGUAGCAGGAAGACUCGAAAACUGGAAAUAAAAUAUAUUCACAAUAUAUUUUGACACCCCCAAAGGUUUGAGAUUAUUCCGACUGUGCUAGUCCGAUCACAGAUCGGAACAGUAAAAAUCAAUACAAUAAAACAGGUAGGAAUUGCAGAAAUACGCUCCUCUAUAUUACUCUGUUAGUUUCUGUUUGGUUUUCUUUCCAUAUCAUUGUUAUAUUUGACAGACUAAUUAAGUUCACCUAAGAAGAGGAAAGGCACGUGGAUUUUAUAAAUGAUUACAUUAAUGAAUUCUUUACUGACUGCGGGAAGAAAUUAGUAUACCGUAUAUUGACUGACCUUUGCAACCAACCAAGUCAAAUAAUUUUAAUCUUUCCAAAUUGCAUGGUUAGUGCCUUGGCCGAAUAUAAACCAUACAAUGUCGUUGCCAUGAAGUAACAUAAAUGUGUGUUGAAGGCAACACAUUAGGUAUACGUACGGUAAAUUUCCUUCAGAGCAACAAAAUAUACUGAAUAUCGGGAAAUUAACAAUCACAGUACUUGUGACCAUGUGCAGGCAUACUGAAUGAUUAAUGGAGUUACGUGAAGGAGCUGCAUGCUCCUAUGUAACACCUGGUUCAUCAGUGUUAUUCGGGAAAUUGGUAAUUAACAGUCUGUGUUAACCAGUGUCAAAACAUCUUCACUUAUAAAUUUAUUACGCACUUGAAAAUUUGGAGCCGCACUUUAGAUGUAUGCCUUACGGUUUGUUUAACAAAUAUUCUCUGGGAAAUAGCCAGUGGCGACUGCUUGGAAAAGGGGAGGCACUAUUGUGGUAUCGUUGGAAUUCUAUCAUUCAAAUUGGAUAAUUGCCAUGGUUAUCCGCAAAUAUUACAGGCACAAUGAGGUCGAAAAAACAUUUAAGUGAAAUUCUGAGGCAAAAGGCAAGAGUGCAAGAAUCUCAAAAUUAUAUUUAAUUUCAAAAGCAGGUGGCACGUUGGUCGACUGGUUAGCACAUCUGCCUCACAGUUCUGAGGACCGCGGUUUAAAUCCCAGCCCCGCCUGUGUGGCGUUUGCAUGUUCUCCCCGUGCCUGCGUGGGUUUUCUCCGGGCACUCCGGUUUCCUCCCACAUCCCAAAUGCAUUAAUUGAAGACUCUAAAUUGCCCGUAUGUGUGAAUGUGAGUGCGAAUGGUUGUUUGUUUAUAUGUGCCCUGCGAUUGGCUGGCGACCAGUUCAGGGUGUACCCCGCCUCCUGCCCGAAGUUAGCUGGGAUAGGCUCCAGCACUACCGCGACCCGCUUGUGGAUAAGCGGUUCAGAAAAUGGAUGGAUGGAUGAAUUUCAAAAACAAUAUGCAUGCAGGCAAAAAUAGUCCAACAGUCCAAAAAAAACAAGGUUCCAAGUAACAAAGAAACCCUAGAGAUAAACUAAUGACAUAAAACAUAACAUGACUGGAGAACUGUGACUCACAGCAACAGACUACAAAUGACAAUAAAACAACCAUGACUGACAGAAACCAGGGAUCUAAAUACAAGCAAACUGACAAGACAACGAGGAGCACCUGGACAAGACUUGUGGCUGGAGGGAGCUGAUAAGUUGACACAAGGUUAUUAAUAUGUGACACAGGAAAACCUGACAAAAGCAUGAAACAAACUAAAUAAUCAGAACCAAGUUAAAAAAACAAAACAAAACAAAAACGCAGGCCAUGACAAAUGUGGCGUGUUGUAACAUACAUUAGUUAAAUUUUUAAAUAUAUAAAUAAGAUAUAUAAAAUAUUUGCAAACAUUAGCAACAAAAUUCAGUUUCGUGUUCACAGAUGCGUUUUAAACACAAUGGGCUCUAUUUUCCUGACUAGCUCAAAUCCCGCACGGCGCGUGGCGUAACUCUGCGGGGGCGACAAGAAGACGGGUGCUGGUGUGGGCGUCAACAAAGCUGGCUUCAAUCCUGUCCAAUCGAAGCGGGUUAUUGCAUACCCUUUAAAAGCGGCGCAAAUAGUCUCACAUGGUGACAUCAUAUAUGCGGGAGAGGACUCAGCGACCAGGACUGUAGCAUUGAUGUUUACCGGUAUACCCUUAUUAAAGGUACCAAAUGUUGGCUAUUUAGACCUUCUUAGAGUGAUUCUAUAACGUGGACUAAGUAUAAGUGUCAAUUUCAUUUUAAAAAUGACAUACUAGUGUCUGGAAAAGGCCCCUCUGACAGCUACUUCUGUUUGGUCCAGUUUUGUAUCUGCUUUGUCCAUCUUUGGUUAAGACCGCCCCCUUUCCUCAGAUUGGUUGCUUCUAUGUAGAAGACCCAACCAUCACUACUUUGUUAUGUUGAGGGAGCGGAGAGGGAGACGGAGAUCUUCGCUAGUGACGUAGAUAAACUCGAGAAAUUCAAACGACCUGAUUUCAGGCCUCUUGGCAGAAAAACAUCUGGAACUCAGGAAUGCUUGGACAAUUUUAAUUCAUAUUUUACAUGUUUACUGAGGCAUCAUAGAGACGAUAUAACUUCCAAAUACUAGAAAAUGUUUCUUUGGCAAAAUACAGGACCUUUAAAUACUGAAUGAGAUGAUGAAAUUUCCCUGGCGACUUAAGUGUCCACGAACUUCAUUGAUUUAUAUCACCUCUAACCAUAGUUCGUUUCCACCCCCCGGCACCCUCCCCCCUUUGUGCUGUAGGUGUGACAAAGAAAAUAUAAUAAUAAAAUGACUAAAAAAUAUAAUAAUAAUAAUAAUAAUAAUGCAUUCAAUGGAUUGAUUUCUCGAAGGAUUUUAUAGUUUGGAUGCCCACUGUUGAAAUAAAUCUGUCAUCCACCACCCAAGUCACCACCAAGACCUCCAUCAAGUGCAUCUUCAAGGGCACACCUUCGCUGCGCUGACACCGCCCAGCUUGGCAAAGUCUUGGUCUUGCAUGAAAAUGAAGAUGCAUCAUUGAAAAUAGAGCCCUCAGUCACCAAAAUGUCACCUGCUCCAGUCGGAAGCCGAACGACACGCCCCCCGUUGCGCCGACACCGCCUAGCUUGGCACAGACCGGUCUGCCAAAUAGGCAAACGUGCAAGCGAGCCUUACGCUGCUAAGAAUAUCAAGAUGUGCAUUUGCGCUCCAUUCCACAUUGCGCAGUCUAUGAAUAUAGAGCCCAGUAUAUUGUAUUAGAUGAUAUUCUGUUGGCUAUUUUGAACAAUAUUGAUCAUUAUUGUUUAUUAUAUCAGUGGUUUGUCAUGGUGUGACUUCCAAUGAACUGCCUUGUGUCUGAAUGAUGUGAAUGACUUUACUGGGAGAACAUACUGUACAAGAUUUUCAUUUGCCUCCAUCUGCAUUUCCAGCCCAAAUAAAUAAUAACCGUGUGAAUUCUUUGAUGAAUCUCUAACUGUAACAGAUGAUCUAUUUAAUUUGCCACAAUUAAAAACUGCCAAAAUGAAAAGUUUAACAAUGGCUUAUGUUGCACUGAGCUCAUCCUGCGUGUGUUACUCAGCAUUCACUUCAAUUUUAGAUGUGUCUCAGAUAUGUCAACUGUGUCUCUUUGAUUAAACACAAUGUCAGACAUGCACAUACACAGAUUUGUCCUCACUGUGUACUGUACAAUGCUUUGGUGACAUUGGCUAACAUUAACUCUGUUUCAGGUGAAAAAGUUUGAAGUUGUGUAAAUGAUUCCUUUUACCCUGAGUUGGUCCUUCUCAUGCUCUUUUUUUUCUUUUGUUUUUCUUUCGUUCUUUUUUUUCUGCACGCAUGGCCUUUGGCUUCAUAUCACUAUUCUCGUGCCUUGUUUAACUACUGUAAAUGGUGGAUGUUGUAAAGUACAGAUGGGAAUGAAAAAAAUAAUCACACUGAUAAACAUUAGGUAAAAUGUAUUUCAAUUAUAUUAUUGAAUAGGCUACAGAGCUUUUCUAGUGCUGAACAUCCUGGGUUUGGUAAUACCAGGACAGCUUUGUGGUAUAUUGGAUCUAUAAUUAUGGACAUUUUGGAUGUUUUCUGUACAGUAGAAUUUGCAAAUGUAUAUGCAGCCUUUUGGAAAUAAAUGUACAGUUGAAAGUA